GGAAUAUUACUGUUUAAUAUUAUACUAAUAGAUGGCGCUAUGAUGUUAAAUUUUUUGCGUUCCUGAUUAGUUUACAUAUCUAAUAGUAGAUGGCUAUGAAAAUUUAAAGUUUGUAAUGGCGCGUGAACCGUUUGACAAUUAUUGCAGCUUCACAUUAAUGUCAAUCAACUGUAUACAGAUAAAAACUUGCUACUGAGGUAUUAGAAUGUGAUCAUAGUCAUUAAUGACAUAAACACUUAUGGUGGUACAACAAUAAUAAUAGUAAUAUAAUAGGAAGCUAUUAUGAUUAAUAACAUGGAUGAAGAAUGAUGUAAAGUGUAUAAGUACUUAUACUCACACUUACCCCAAACCUUUCAGACUCACACAUAUCAUCUACUCUGGAACCAACCACAUAAGUGUUGGAUUCAUCUGAAUUUAUGUUUACAAUAUGAAGGAAGGGUUAAACAGUCACAGUAUUAUAAUUGACAAGUAAAUUAUACGGAAAAUAAUACGGUUGAUUUAUCUUUGUAACUGUAACGUACGCAUUACAUUCCUUUGUCAGAGGUGCGAUCUCUGACCGCCAAAUGGACUGUUAAAGGUCAUUAUUCCUUAUCUUACUCGUCUGGUCAACAUUAUCGACCCUGACAGUAGUGCAAGAGGUUCCAUGGUUGAUUCACGAUUGUUCCCAUAGAAACGUAGCUUGCGAUCGAAUCGUGGCCGCGUGUACCUUUCGUAUUUGAUACUGUAUCAUAUGUGUGUAUGUGCCAGAUUUCGAACCCAACGUUCGCGCCGGAAGUGGUGGUCGUUCCGGAAGAUCAAGCGGUUCCUCGUCGCUCCAGACAAGAGAUAGAGGAAAUGGCACGUCUUGGCGGAAGUUGGGGACUUUUAAAAAAUAAUAUGAACAUCCGCACCAAUAUUCGUACAUAUCAAAAUGGAUCAAGAAUGUCCUUGGUGGAAACGAAGGACAAACAAUUGUCCUCAAAACCUUUCCGUGCCACUGGACAUUACGGAAGUACGGUCAGUCUGAAGAGUCUGGCGACAGAGAGUUCCGGAAACGGUAGCACGAACCUAAAGUGUCUGGACUGCAAUGGUGGUAGCUUGAUAAAUCUGCACGAGCAACCGGAAGUGUCGCAAAUCAGGCACAGAAGCCCGAGCCUGCCGCCGAUUUACAAUAAGGAUCAGCAACAAUAUGUCUGUCAGGGUCAGCAACGAGACUUUGCCAACGAAGGACUACACUAUCGCCCUGAGAAAACACAGCAACAACGCAAUCAUCGACUCUACGACCGCUAUGAAAAUUCAAAGAACAAUCAUUAUGCAUCACAGGGAGAGGAACGCGAGGGAGAAACUUCCGGUUAUGCUAGUGACUCUGUGGAUGCUCCUGUGACAACAGAAUCAGUGUUACCUGGAUGCAAGCCACCAACAGCUGAAAUGCCUGAGAAAACGUGGCAGAAUCCUUACCAAACCACACCGGAAAGUUCGUUGCCACCUUCGAGAAGGUUAUCUGAUAGCAGGAUAGGAGAACUUAACAGGCCAAGGUGGGGUAGUGUAUGGGGUCAAGAGACUGCACGCGGAGAUCCACCACCACCGCCUUCUUGGCUAGCAAGAUUAGGACAAUCAAGCCAAGUGCUGGUGAUAAAUCACGAAAGUGCAAGCAGUUCGGACAGCUCAACCAUAGGAUCGAUUGGAUCCGACAACAAGACCUACCUUCGUGGACAAAAUAUACCCGUGGACGCAGACGUUCUUCACGAACGGGAGGCAAAGAGACAAAAAGCGUUGGAGCUACAGAAUGCGAUCAAAAAGCAACUCGAAGAGAAAGAUCGCCAGAAAAAAGAAGAUAAGGAAAGGAAACUCAGGGAAGAACGUUUGGAAGAAGAGCGCAUCAAACGGGAGAGGGAAAGAGAAAAGGAAAGAUUCGAAGAAGAACAAAGAAGAAUAAAAGAACGAGAAGCAGUUAAAUUAAAGCAAGCCGAGGCAAUGCGCGAGGUUCUGAAAGCGGCGGAGCGUUUGGCGAAGGAGCAGAAAAAGGUUCGGCGAAAGUUUGAGGAAACUGAUGAAGAAAACACGAUCACAUCGUCCAGGGAAUGUGAAUCGAAGAUCUCAAACGAGAAUCAAACCAAACAAAAUUGUCCAAGUGCAAGGACACAGCAGAACACAAUUCCUAGCAUCGACAUGCAAGACACGAACAAGAAACACACAGAUAACAAUAAGGACAAAGAAGAUAAUAAUAAGGAUGCAUUAAACGAUUCAGAGAAGCCAGACCAAGACAAGAAUGAUCUGAAACCAAUUCAAGUUCCUAUUAGCAAAGACGUAGCAAUUGUACUAAGUGGCAGACUGGAAGAUUCAGAUAUCCUCAACAAAGCAAACCUGCAGUUGGUUAACCUAGUACUGACUCCAACGCCAAGGACGAUUGAAAAUAAUUCAAACAAUAUAUCAGUAGGUUUAAAUACUUUUAUACACAAUAUAGGAAGUUCGAACUUCAACCCAGGCUCGUCCAGAAUUCCAUCAACGAUCGUGGAAAACAGAUUGCUCACACCUAGCAAGUAUAGAUCCUCGAAUGGUAGAGAUUUUGGAACCCAGACGGAUAUAGAAAACGAUCAAGAUUUUCGGGAGAAGGAUUUGAAGGACGCUUCUAUGAAGGACCGCAAGGACGCGACGAAUGCUAAUAAAAGGGAUAUCGAAAAGUCCAUAAAUAUUGGUUCAACAGAAGAGAUUACCGUGAAGACUCUUCCUAGAUUAAAAUGUCAAUCUAGAAGAGGAAUUGAUUCUAGACCACAAUGGAAUGCUAAUAGGCCAGGUACUCGGUACCGUACACAAAGCGAAAAAGACCCACAUUACCAAAGACGUUUGCGAAUGAGAAGACGUCAAGUUGAAUCCAGUGAUGAACGUUCAAGGUCACCAUCGCCAGACAGAAGAAAACUAAUAAACGUCAAGUCGAAGCUCCGAAUGAUAAAUAAGCCAAAGACAAAAGUGGAUAGUUACGAUGCAGACCUCUCGAUGGACAGUUUAAAUUCCAUCAUACCAUUGCGCACUGAUAAAAACGGAAGAAUCACUAUCGAAGAAAGUAGAUGCGACCGAAGUGAUAAGAUUCGGACCGACAAUAAUCGUGUCCAUGGAAUAGACAAUAUUAGAGAAUCGGAGAACGAUAAUUCUAAUAUCUGGUGCGGACAGGAAAUUUUGUCUAAAUUAUCUUCUCUGAAAAAUGGUCUCUUAAUGAAACAGAUGGAAUGGGACUCCGAGAGAUGUCUAGUCUCUCCUGCUGCAUCCGAGAUUUAUUAACGACAAUCAAGCAACCGCGUU
Megachile rotundata (alfalfa leafcutting bee) is the source of this 3276-nucleotide messenger RNA. RefSeq lists its product as uncharacterized. Gene Ontology annotation, cellular component: cilium; microtubule. Gene Ontology annotation, biological process: cilium assembly. Gene Ontology annotation, molecular function: microtubule binding. The record is from RefSeq and is a predicted model, not a curated record. Lineage: Eukaryota; Metazoa; Arthropoda; Insecta; Hymenoptera; Megachilidae.